This is a messenger RNA of Brassica rapa (field mustard), 4272 nucleotides long. Its product is annotated as putative pentatricopeptide repeat-containing protein At1g28020. NCBI's taxonomy places the organism in Eukaryota, Viridiplantae, Streptophyta, Magnoliopsida, Brassicales, Brassicaceae. Gene Ontology annotation, cellular component: mitochondrion. Gene Ontology annotation, molecular function: protein binding. The record is from RefSeq and is a predicted model, not a curated record.
AUUUACUCUUUUAUUUACUCGUGUAAUGAGAAGAAAGAAUAAGUACAAUGCUUUGUUUUUAUACAAAUUUAGAAUUUCAUGAAUAUUAAUUAAAGUCUUCAACACAAGAGAUCAUGUAAUAAUAUUUAAAUAAAGUGAAAAGUAGACAUAAAUGAUAUCUUGGCAUGAAGAUUUAUGUUUGUGAAUCUUGUUAUUUGUGAGUUGCAAAGAAAAAAAAAACGAGUUACGGCGUUGAUUUAUUAAUUUUUUACAAAAUUCAUCAUUAUUUAAAGAAGAAAAUUUAAUUAUCUUAUUAACAAAACUUUGGUUUACAUACGAACCUCGGUUUGGCCAUUUCAUUGGAUCGUCGGCUUUCAGGUUUUAAACGGUUUAAUACAUAUUUUUAAGUAGUUCAAUUUUAACUGGGUUUUGCUAUUUACUCAACCCGGACUGGUCUCCGGUUCGUGAUUUAACCCGGUCCGACCGCCGGUCCAGGUUUAAAAACACUGAAGAAUGGAAAUCACAAAAAAUCAGUCAAAUCUUAGAAAAAGGAAUUAGACCUUGAAUUCAAUCAUAUAUAAAUAAGGAAACUCCUCAAAGACUAAAAGGAAAGAGACUCAUCUAGACACAUCACAUAACAUUUAAGCACCUCGCCAAUCAUCUACGUAUAUCGCCUAUCAUCUACGCAGCAUUCCACCAAGGCUGAAAGGAGAAGCCGAGAACAACUCACCUUGACAGGUUCGAGUUACUCGCUUAGUUGAUCAUCACAAUUUAAGACGAUUUCAACUCACCUUGACAUGUACGAAUAACUCGCCGAAUUGAAUGACUAAAAAUAUUUCUAAGUAAACUCGCCUUCAUCUAGGCACUAAGACGGGUUCAACUCACCAUUAUAGGUACGAUGUAACACCCCGACCCGAAAAUGUUCGUGAGCCUCCACGUCCACUCUUGGUUUGUGAGCUUCACUCUCAUUUGACGUCCGGUGCGUUGUUGGAGAGAUUCGGUAAACAUGAUAUACUAACCCUGCAAAAACGAUACGGUUCCCCGUUCCUUGUCCUCACUCACAAGGUACCAUGAUUAUCCAGCCUGCACCAGCUUCUUGAUAGGUUACCCAUCCUUUGAUUUCUCCAACUUAAGCACACUUAACUUUAGAGUUCUCUCCAGAUGGUUAACCGAAAAGGUAAGUGCACUUUGUAUCAUAGAUAGCCAAAUUAGUUCUUAUAAGCCUUUUCCAGCUAAUCUACCACCACAAACCUGGGGUACUAUAUUCACCCUCACUAACAGAGUGGAACGUCCUCGUUGCACAUAUUGAUCGUCACCUCCAAUGUUGUGAGUCCACUCGACUAAACAGUCUCAACAGGUUUCAGCACUGAUAGCAAUUGUAAGGUCCGACCCCCCAAUGUUCGUGAGCCCCCACGUCCUCUCUCGACCCAUGAGUCUCACCCUCAUUUGACGUCUGGUGCGUUAUCGAAAAGGCUCGGUAUACUUGAUCUACUGACCCUGCAAACACGAUGUGGCCGUUCCAUGUGCUUUGUCCUUACUUACACGGUACCAGGAUUGACCAACCUGCAGCAGCUUCCUGAUACGUCACCCAUCAUUUGUUUGCUCCAGCUCAACCACGCUUAACUCUAGAAUUAUCUCUGGAUGGUUAACUGAAAAGGUAAGUACACUUUGUAUCAUAGAUAGCCAAAUCAAUUCUUAUAAGCCAUUUUCACUUAAUCUACUACCACAAACCCGGGGUACUACAUUACGACCUCUCACAAAUUUUCAAGGGAAUUGCGAGAGGUUUUGUCAAGGAUCUUAGUCAUGGGCAUUUGUUCUCGGUAUUGGUUCCAGAUCAGUUCUUCGUUUUUUUUGGUUCUUUGGUUCUAAAUUUUAGGAUAUGUUCGAGUAUUUAGAAAAUUCAGUAUGGUUCGGUUUCGGUUUCUUUGGUUCUCAGUUCGGAUGAAAAAUUUGGAAACCGGAUAAUGUCCAGAAUAUUUUUGGAUUCUAUUCGGUUACGAUUUUUCGGUUAAUACGGGUUAACAAUUAGAAAAUUUUGGAUUUUUGGAUUAAAUAUCUGAUUUUUGGGGUUUCAAAUAAAAAUUUGGAUAGUUCUGUUACUUUUAAAUAUUUCAUUUAAAAAUAUUCUAGUAAUUCGGGUUUUGGGUAUUUCAGUUUAUAAAUAGUAUUUUUAAAUUAUUUGAUUAUCUUAAAACUAAAUACAGUACAAUUAAUUUUUAUAAGUAUGUAAAUUAUAUUAUAGAAAUUUAGGUAUAUAUUCGUUCUUGAUUCGGUUCCAGUUCAGUUUUGAUUCGGUUCCGUUUCGGUUCUAGUUUCUUGGUUGUAGAGAUUUGUUCGAAUAAUCGGUAGGAUCCAAACUCGAACUAAAUCUUUUUUAGGUUCAGUUUCUGUUCCGAAUAAAUGUGUUCAUGCUUAUAUCUUUGUGUUGGAUUACACAUUUAAUUUUGACAUAUAAUGCUUAACAUGCACGUAGAUAAUAUUUUGGAAAUUUUAAUCAACUACGGUUAUGAACUCAAAUCCUGACACAUGACUAAUGUUACGAAGUACUUAACAUCAAAACCCUUCAAGUUCAAUCUAUAUAUCAAUAUAUCCAUCAACUAAUUAAAUUCUAAAGUGUUUGAACAUAUUUUCACCUCAAAUAACUUAUUCAAAAACCGAAUGUGGAUAACUUUUCCAACACUUGAACUAAUAUUACGAAUUACUUAUAUCAGAACCAUAUAAAACUAUACAAUCAACAUACGUCAUCAAAUUGACACUAAUUUUUAACAUAUUUUCAGGUUAAAUAAUUUUUCCGGUACAGAAAAAUACAUAUUACUCCACUAAAAACAUAACAAAUCUUCGAUUUGCAAGAGAUUUGCAUGGAGAAUUAGGUAACAUAUAAACUCAUACAUGUUCUCUCAACCACUCGGGCCGCUUAAUAUUUUGCUCUUCUCACAUCGCAUCUCUCUCCUGCCUGAUCUCAAAACGAUUAGAGAAUGAUCCAAAGCCUUGGAAGACACUCAAAACGAUUUCUCUUGUUCAGGAAAACACAGCCGAUUCAAUUCUUGCGUACCGUAACGUCAGCGAAUCUGAAUGACACUUUACAUAGUCGGGUCAUGGCCGUGGAGAAAAGAUUCCUAAGGAGGGUUAAGGUCACACCUGUGCUUGACGAAUGGCUGAAACAAGGCAAUGAAACAAACCCUACGGAUCUGAGAGCCGUCAUCAACGCUCUCUGCCAGUCUCAGCGAUUCGAUCACGCCCUCCAGGUCUCAGAGUGGAUAACAAAACGAGGGGUGUUCGAGCUAAGCACUCUAGAUUUUGCAUAUCGGCUUUAUCUUAUUGAGAUCAAUUCAGCGUUGAGCGAAGCAGAGAAGUUCUUCAAAAGCAUUCCUGAGAACAUGAAAGACGAAUCAGUCUACACCACUCUCUUAAGCUUCUACACAAAGUCCAAGAAAACAAGGCACGAAGCCGAAGCCACUUACGAGAAGAUGAAGGAGAAAGAUCUUCUCUUCAUACCUAACCCUUACUACGAGAUGAUCUCUCUCUACGGCCUUCUUGGGGAAACAAAUAUGGUCGACGAGGUUCUGAGGCAGAUGGAGGAGAACGAAGUUGUCCAUGACAAGACUCUCACGGAGAAUAACGUUUUGAAGGCUUACGCGAGUGUACCUGCUGACGUGGAGGCAAUGGAGAAGUUAUUUCUGAAAAGAAUCGAAGAUGAAACGCUACCGUUUGUAUUGGCUUGGCAAACGGGAAUAAGCAUGGCAAAGGCUUACUUAAAAUGUGGUUCAAGUGGAAAAGCGAUAGAGAUGUUGCGCAGAACAGAACUAGUGGUUGAUGCAAAGUCGAAAGACGCAGCGAGCAAGGUGUUGAUGGAGAUGUAUGGGGAGGCUGGAGCUAAGCAAGAUGAGUCCUGCCUCUAUAGGCGUAUCAAUCAGAAUGCUAAGCAAGGACAGAGAAAAGGAAGUGGUGGACGAAGCUCUCACCACCCGGGAUACUAUGGUGGAUGUGGUGGUGGGGGUGGUAGCCGCGCUGAUGAUAACGGUGGUGGUAUCGGUGCUGAUACUGACGGUGGCAUUGGCGGUGGAUGUGAUAGUGGUGGUGGUGGAUGCGGUGGUGGAUGCGGUGGUGGUAGCUAGGAUUGAGAGUAGAAAACAAAGUAGAGAGUCAUUGGUCAUGUUUUAGUCAAAAUAAUGGUUACUUAACUACCGUCAAAUGUUUUACUUAUUGGUGAUAUGGCUUUACCAUAUUGUCUAACAUUGUGUUGUACAUCUUGACCAUCAAUUUGUAGGAUAUUAAUAAAGCACCUAUAGGCAA